CCUGCUAAUCAGUAACAUCCAAAAAACACCCUCACAACAAAAAAGGCAGACACGCAAACACACACAUGCAAACUGAGCAAGGUGUACAGGGCAAGAAUUACUGUCAUAAAGUUUCCAAUAGCAAACUAACUCAGUUUCUUCAUAGAGAUUUUCAACCAUUUUCAUGUUUCUUUUAAAAAUAAGUGUUGUGACUUUUCUUCUGGUGUUACAUCCAUGAAUUUGCAAACCAAAAGUUGUUUUCUGAUCUCGCAUUGAUGAUUGAUACAAUUUUUAGAUAGUCACACUUUGUUAUGCUCCAGUUGUCCAUAUCACCUCACAUACUGUAUGUGUGUAUAUAUAUAUAUAUAUAUAUAUUUUUUUUUAUUUUUAUUUAUUUUUUUUUUUUUUUUUGGCCACAUAUAUGGUCCUUCUUCCUGCUGAUAGACCAAAUGAUGGCAGCUUUUUCUGGGUCCUUGUGGGUAUUUCUAAGAGUUAACGUUGCCACACACUUUAUCAUAGACUAAUGUGUUAUUCCACAUAUUUAUCCUUUGAAGUGUUUGUUGCUGACAACUUUUAUUUAAGUCUCAUGUGACCCAAAGCACAUGAUUCCCGAUGAAGUCCUGAAGUCCCAGUAGUGUUUUGCACGCUCCACAUGUUUAUACUUGAGAUGGUAAGACAGAAAAUAUUUAGAUGGCCUCUAAUGGUUUCCGAGUCGUUUAUGUGAUUUUUGGAUUUUUUUUUUCCCCCUCUCUUCGCUAACAUCCUUCUGACUACAUGGUGUUAAAAACAGAUUGAAUAUAAGUCACAUCAAAAUUAAACCCAAGGGAAUUCACAUUUAAUGCAAAACAUUUAUAUAGAAAAUGGUUGGUUGUUUUGGACCAAAUUGCCAGUUACUGCUAAAAUGUGCAAAGUAUCUGAUUUUAUUUAAUUUUUUUGAUUUUCCAAAGUUUUGGCUUGCUGAGUAAAAUUAAUCUGUUUUCUAGUUUAUGCAGACUGAUGUUCAUAUCUUAGAGUAAUUACGAUUUCCUAUCGUUACCUGAACACCAGGCUGGGACCCACUUUGGAUCUCAAACCACCAGGUCGGGUUUCUUGAAAUGAUUCCCACUCAAAUUAAAACAAAUUAAAAAUGGAGCCAAUUGGACAUGAUGUUAAUGUAACGAGGCUUAAAAACAGUUGAAGCAACUAAUGAAAAUGUACAACUGUGAUUGCUUGUCAGUGUGCUCUUGUUUAAUUGGUUUAAGUAGUGACAGUUUGGGAACGCAGAUCUCUACGUGUCAUUUUCUGGUUCAAUGGCUGAAAAGUUUGGGAACCACCGAUCUAGAAGUCCUCUUCUCUCACGCUCCAGGGAUAUAUUUAUCAAAGUUUUGAGGAGGAUUUUUGACUUGCUGAUGAAAUGCAGAUGGUGUCUCCAUGGAGUGUCAGUCAGCUUUCAAGUGUGCACGCGAUCCCAUAUAAAAGGCCCCUGCUUGCUGUCUUUCGAGCCAUUUGCAACCGCAAUCUGAACAACAAGGAAGGAUUAGGCUGGACUUUUCUUGCUACUGAGUUCAUUACGCUCGUGCAUGAAAUAUCUUCAAGGAAACUGUUUGCUGUCAAUUUGCAGUGAUGGCUGAUUGGGCUUGGGUAACUUACACAGUGCUGGAAGUGCUCAUUGCUGUGGCAUGUUGCCUUGGGAACGUGUUGGUGGUGUGUGCGGUGGCUGUCGGUAUCCACAAUUGCCUCCGGGAGCCGACUUUCUGCUUCUUGGUGUCCUUGGCUGCUGCAGACUUUUUGGUGGGUGCAGCUGCCGUGCCUCUGGCUGUACUGCUGGACGGCUGGGUGAAGUUGACCUCUCACCAGUGCCUGUUCCUCAGCUGCGUUAUACUCGUGCUGACAGAGGCCUCCGUCCUCUCACUGCUGGCUAUUGCCAUUGACCGAUACCUGCGGCUGCACAUGCCUUUCAGAUACAAAGCCAUCGUCACUCAGAGGCGCACACUGUUGGCCAUGUCCGUCUGUUGGAUACUUUCUUUCCUGCUGGGAUUCACCCCUCUGCUGGGAUGGCACAACCUCUCUGCCGCUGGCACCAACACGUCGUCUGCCUUGCCGAGCUCUUCCCAAUGCACCUUCCUCUCAGUUAUCACCCUGCCCUUUAUGGUUUAUUUCAACUUUCUCGGAUGUAUCAUGGCCCCUCUGUUGGUCAUGACAUUUCUGUACGUCGUCAUCUUCUGGAGCCUGCACAAACGUCUGAAGAACAGCUGCCCUCAAGCACAGGCCAUGCUGCUCCGGGAGAAGAAGCUGGCCUGCUCGCUUGCUCUGGUUCUCACAUUGUUUGCAUUCUGCUGGAUCCCUCUGCACCUCAUGAACUGUCUUCUGCUCUUCCAGGGACCUGAAGCAGUGACCCGGGGAGCACUUUAUACAGGUAUCCUCCUGUCUCACGCCAACUCAGCAGUCAACCCAGUGGUCUACGCUUGUCGCAUCCCCAAGAUCCAGAAGGCCUACGGUCAAAUAUGGAAGCAUCUCGCAUUGAAGCUCAAUUGUUUUACCAGAAAUGAGUCAAUUCAGCAAGCCAUAACAAGUGACUAGAUUAAGAAAUGUAAAUGUGUGUUUGCAGAGCCAGAAAAAAAGGGUUUGUGUAAGACUUGUUUGUGGUAUUUCAUCAAUCUAUCAUUGUAUAGCGUUAAUCAUUUCUGCUAUUAUUACAUUUAACACAUGAAGACUGUUUACAAAGAUUCAACUUGAUACGCAACUCUUGCUUUAAUGCUGGCUUUAUGUUAGUGACAGAAAUUUAUUAAAGCUCCACUAGAGGGCACCAUGCAUCAACAAACUCAAUGAUUGUUGUUCAGAUAGAAUCAGAGUUGCAGAGUGUGUGUGUGUGCGUUUGUGUUGAUGUGAGAGAGUAAAAAUAACUAACUUCUUAGCUUCGGUGACUUCUGGACAACUGAUUUGAGAAGACUAGUUUUAUUGAGAUGUACAUAUUUAAAGCAUGUAACAACUUUUGUCCACACACAAAAAAAGCUAUAAAAUACAUAUAAAUCCUCCUGUAAGACAUUUACCUAUUCUUUAUGUUGUCUGUAAAAAAAAAUAAUAAUAAUAAUAAAGCACUCCAGCAAAGAGAUUGUGUUGAACUGUUCAGUGGACUCCUCAGGGAAGGCAAUAGACUGUAUAGUUAUCACCUCAGCAGGGUGCAGUCCCACCUACCAAACUAUACAACCUACUACCUCACCCUGACAGAACCCAAGUCAAACACACCGCACAUAAACUGAUUGAGGAAGUAAUAAAAAUAACCCUCUCUCUAUAGAUAUUAAAUCAAUUACUGCAUGCAUUUUGACAAGGCAACAGUAUUGUCCAUCUUUAGACGAUAGUUGACGACUGGUUGGCUCAGCUGUCUCCUUGGGAAAGACAGUAGAUUGUAUAGUUAUCUGAAAAAGAGGUUAAAGAACCCCACAACUAUUCAAUCUACUACCUCAGCCCCAAGGACACAAUCUAUGCUGCGUCCACACCAAAGAUCCACAAAUGUCACUCUCCUGCAAGGAUAUAGAGAAAAAGAAAGAGACAGAGAAUGUUAAUUAAAUAAUUUUUGAAAAUCAUGCUGGACGUCACUUCAACAAAUGUUCAUCUUCAAUGAAAUGUUGACAGACAAUUUAUUUGUGGAACAGAGUGAAACUAAUGUCUUGGCGGUUCCUAAAAACAGUUUCUUAGAAAAUCUCAGUUUCUGGGAGCUAAUGAUGCUUCAUGAUAAGUUUUCGACAGCGACAAACUGAGAAAACGAUAAUCACUACAAACCAAAGGAGCGCCACAUGUUCUUACUGAUCGGCGUAGCUUUUUUGUUGCUAAAGAGAAAUAUGUAGCUUUGUUCCCACCGGAAUAAAUUACAGAUAACUAAUUUAAUGGUAGACGGACAUGCGAAAGUAACAGCCAGUGUGCAAAAUCUUAGCAAACAACUCACAAGCUUCCUGAGACUCUGGCAUGUGAUCGAACGAGGAAAGAAAAAGAGAGAGAGACAGAGAGAGAGAGAGAGUAGUUCGAUUCUCUGCCAGGAAUCCUUCUCCGGUUUUGCCAAAAACUGAGCUCAUUCCAGCGGGGCUAUCCCUGCGUUGGAGUGGCUGCUGCUUCUCAGGCGGAGGUACGCACACACAGAUGCCUGCAAACACAGCUUCCACCAGCUGUCUCUGAUUGAAUACAAAGCUGGGAUUCUGCCCCCCAAAACACAACGAGGAAACACAAAAUGGCGUCCUGCAAGGCUUCGGCCAUUUUAGGUCUGCUUAAAAACAUUACGAGGUCCACCUUGCGUGUCGUUUUUUUUUUUUUUGUUGUUGUUUUUUCUUCUUCUCCUCCAUUUUCAUUCCUGAGCCUGCAAUCCUCACAAUGAAGAGAGAACAGCUGUUCUAUCGCAAGUUACAGAGGACGAACCUUGUGCCAAGCAGUGAGCCGAAGCCAACCGACCCAGACGACACGCUCAAUCACGAACGUUGAGGCAGAGGAAACUAUUUCUUGUUAGACAGCUGGACAGUUCACAGAGAAGGGAGUGCUCACAUGUGGCUCGUUCGGCUGAGAUCGGGGUCGAAGCAUGCCAACAGAUUCAAACAGCAGCAACCGAAGAGUUAAUAAGCACCAGACUAAAUGCCAGGCCGGGGGCCUCAGAAGACGCAGAAUGAGUUAGAAGGUGCACCGCUUGCAUAAAUUAGCAUACAGUCGCAACCCCUGAGACUUGGUCCAGACUAGUUUGCAGUUAGUAUGCUGUAAACCCCUCUAGCCUGAUCACAGAAGACCAGACACGAAAAAAAAAAAAAUGGGGCAGGGUGGAGGGGGUGGUGGUGAGGGAACUGGCGUGAUGCCCACCUCUGCCACAGAGCUAGUAGAAGAUCUAUGAACUGUGUUUGCUUGCCAAGAACGAUCCCCCUGACUAGACGGCUUGGAGAGGAACUCAAACAGAUUAUUUGGGGGGAAAAUUAGUCAAAUAAAUUGAUUCUAAACAUUAAAUGCUUGUGGGUUAAACUGCCAAUAAUUGCUGUCCCAUUCUAGGAAGGGAAAGGCUAGAAGGUAAGUAAAGGCCGGAGCUUGUCUGUCACGCGAGCUCUUCUGAGACUAUAAACAUUUUCUAAGCCACAUAAGAGAAGGAGGGCAUGCCCGGCUCAGCUGAGGUAAAUCAUGUUCUGUCAGCAGCUACAGAAUAAAUGCCCCCCUAAAGCCCGUCUGGGCAGCUGGGCAGGGUCUCAGACAAGAGAGAGGGACGAAAUGUAUAAAUCUCAUCUGUCCAUCUGACUGUCUUUGCAUCUGUUGCUGCAGAAUAAAAGCUACAAGUCUUCAAGCUUGCAAUAGGAGUGAGCCAAGGACCAUGAAUCUUUGCCCCCUUGCCCUCUGAUAACAGCACUCUGCUGUGACAGAAUGAAAUGUUUUUCUGCAGACAAUUUCCUGUUUCAGCGCAAUCAUUUGUCUUUGGAUGACAGACACAAGUUUUUUUUUUUCUUUUUUUUUUUUUAAAGCUGCACGACUUACUACUCUUAUUCGUUUCUCUUUGGAUCUUCUCAGCAGAUAGCUUUCCAUAUCUUCAAAGUCAACAAGUUGCUUUUUGAGCAAAAAAGAUUAAAGCUUUGCUUGUAAGUUAUAACAAUCUGAUAGAACAGAAACAAAAUCCUGGUAAAAGAUUUCUGUUGCAAGUCAUUUCCAUCCCUUUCUUUACUUUUAUUUCAUAAUUAGAAAUGUUUGCUUUUACAACUGGCGCUAAACGAACUCGCCUCUGUUUAUCUGCCCAUUAUACAAUCUCGAAGAUUCAAUUAGAAUUAUUCCUUAUGUUCAAACACAGUUUAAAAAACAACAAAAAAAAAAACGUCUCUUCAAUAGAAAUACAUGCAAAAUUCAGUAAAUAUCAUGGAAACAAAAGGCCUUAGCUUCCUCUCACCCCCUGGAGGUAGGAUUUAAGAUGUACUCCUCAACUAAUAUACAAAUGAAUUAGUAACCACCCCUCUCUCUCUCUCAAAAAAAAAAAA
This is a messenger RNA of Poecilia latipinna (sailfin molly), 5942 nucleotides long. Its product is annotated as adenosine receptor A1. Gene Ontology annotation, molecular function: G protein-coupled adenosine receptor activity. The record is from RefSeq and is a predicted model, not a curated record. The coding region runs from base 1582 to 2538 and encodes 318 amino acids. NCBI's taxonomy places the organism in Eukaryota, Metazoa, Chordata, Actinopteri, Cyprinodontiformes, Poeciliidae. Gene Ontology annotation, cellular component: plasma membrane; synapse; dendrite. The transcript is spliced from 3 exons. Gene Ontology annotation, biological process: G protein-coupled adenosine receptor signaling pathway.